Acaulospora colombiana is the source of this 564-nucleotide messenger RNA. Lineage: Eukaryota; Fungi; Glomeromycota; Glomeromycetes; Diversisporales; Acaulosporaceae. The record is from the annotation of a GenBank genome assembly.
AUGGAGGAGAUUGAAUCGAAUGAACAUAAUAUAAUCGAAGAACGUCCCGAUGAGACAAUUAUUUUGAACGUCGGUGGCGUAAAGGUAAAGGGACCAACACAAAUCAGCAUUAAGGAGAUAGAAACGGAAUUAGAUUACUUCCAAAUUCCGCGCCCCACGGCAUCAGCCAUAGAUAAGAUUGCCAUAGCAAAAGUGGGAGAUCUAAUUGAUACGUUCAAACAGUUGAUUAGUAAAGUAUCGGAAAAUUACAUGAAGGAGGCGUCAUUCAAGGGAUUCAAGGCUGACAUUGACAUAUUGUUCUUGGGCAACGGUCAAGCCACCGUGCAUGCAGGAUUAGAAAAGACAAGCUUAACCGACAUGUUUUUGGCCACCAAGGAAUACGCCUAUGAUAUUAUGUCAUUAUACAAAUAUGAAAUUAAGGAUCAUCUGGAAAACGAAUAUCCCGAGCUAACUUGGGUACACCAACAUCAUAGCGGUCAGGAAUUGCCAUAUUGGAAGAUCAGAAUUUCUAUAUCCUGGAGUUUAAAUCACGAAAGGAUUUUGGCCAACGUCUUAAAUAUGUAG